Molecule: messenger RNA, 411 nt
Organism: Akanthomyces muscarius
Lineage: Eukaryota; Fungi; Ascomycota; Sordariomycetes; Hypocreales; Cordycipitaceae
Exons: 5
Coding region: 1-411 (136 amino acids)
Source: RefSeq, a predicted model, not a curated record
AUGACAGCCAAUCAUCAAUACUUUGCCACGCCGGCAGUUGGGAAUUCAACUACUUGUAAAAUACAUCCGAGGGCUAUCAAUAUUCGAAGUUACAGCCAAAGCAUCCAGCCCUUCUUACAGAGUCACCUGCGCUUUCUCUUCUUCAAUACUAUUACUCUAAAGUCCUUCCAAUACCCGGAUCAUAAGACACUCGACGUUCUAGCUGGAACGCUCAGUGUCAUCAUUGUAGGCCGCAGACACAACGCUACUCUCCUGCCUCCGUCGCUUUUCUUUAGUCCAGCUGUAGGCUGUACUCUGCAUAUUUGGAUUGAUGCUGGCGCCUGCCGUCAAUAUUCGAAGAGAGAUAUUAGCCGGCACCCAUCAAAGCAUGUACAUCAUCGAACCACUAAGCCACUUUAUGAAAGCGAUUGA